UCCGGGAUCUAUGCGAAUAUAACUGCUCUCAUCGGCGUGCCACAGGUUCUCUGUCCUCGUCUCUCUCGCCGACUUUCGAUGAGUCAUUCGUAAAACGAUCGAGUUCAAUCGGAGAGCGAGCCACAUCGUUGUGCAUUUGAGUCGCGCGAGGAGCGGAGAAGCCAGGAAAAGUAGUGGACAGUGCGGGAGUGCAUGAAACAUGGACGCGUUGGAGUUGCAAGCCGCGCUUGUGAAACUCGACCCGGCGACCACGGUGACGCCGCUGGGCUUGAGCGUGAAUCUCGUGCCAGCUCAUUUUGCCGAUCCGCCGUCGACGACGGCGCCCAUCACGACGGCCACGACCAACGCGACGCCGGCGACGCCGGCGACGACGGCGGAUAGCGGCAGUGGCGGCGGCGUCGCCAAGAAGAAUAACGGCGCGAGCGCCGGGCCAAGCGCCGCUGGCAACAACAAGUGUGCUAUCGCCGAGGUGAGGUGACGUCAAGCUUGCAUCGGCGUCAACAUGAUUUACCAUACCUACCCGCCACACAGAGCCAGUCGACACCACAGCAAGCACACGGCCAAGGAGAAGAGAUACCAUCUUCUUCAUCAUCACCAUCAUCACACU
Messenger RNA from Phymastichus coffea, 607 nucleotides. RefSeq lists its product as uncharacterized. NCBI's taxonomy places the organism in Eukaryota, Metazoa, Arthropoda, Insecta, Hymenoptera, Eulophidae. The transcript is spliced from 2 exons. Bases 200 to 478 code for a protein of 92 amino acids. The record is from RefSeq and is a predicted model, not a curated record.